CUCCCUUGUCUUCCAAGCAAACACGCCUCAAUUUUCUCUCUUCUCAUCCUCCACCAGUCGCUCCAAAAUGGAUGUGCGCCGGCGACCUACCUCUGGAAAAACCAUCCACUCUGUGAAACUUAAAUCGGUGGAGGAUGAGAGUGCCCAGAAGCCCUCUGAUGCAUUGCCUCUCCCUCUGUACCUAAUCAAUGCUCUCUGUUUUACCGUUUUCUUUUAUGUUGUUUAUUUUCUGCUCAGCCGCUGGCGUGAGAAGAUUCGCACAUCUACCCCUCUACAUGUCGUUGCUCUCUCCGAAAUUGCUGCUAUUGUUGCUUUCGUUGCUUCCUUCAUUUACCUACUUGGCUUCUUUGGUAUUGACUUUGUUCAGUCCCUGAUAUUACGCCCUCCUACAGAUAUGUGGGCUGUGGAUGAUGAUGAGGAGGAGACGGAGGAAGGGAUUGUACUCAGGGAAGAUACCCUGAAAUUGCCAUGUGGGCAAGCUCUCGAUUGCUCUCUUUCUGCACCACCACUAUCACGGGCAGUUGUUUCUUCUCCGAAAGCAAUGGACCCUAUCGUGCUUCCUUCUCCGAAGCCGAAAGUGUUCGAGGAAAUCCCAUUUCCGACAACCACCACCAUCCCUAUUUUGGGCGAUGAAGAUGAGGAGAUCAUUAAAUCUGUUGUGGCUGGAACUAUCCCUUCUUAUUCCCUCGAGUCUAAAUUGGGGGAUUGUAAGCGUGCUGCUGCAAUCAGGCGCGAGGCCUUGCAGAGGAUAACUGGCAAGUCUCUCUCUGGGUUACCACUGGAGGGCUUUGAUUACGAGUCAAUCUUGGGGCAGUGUUGCGAGAUGCCAGUUGGGUAUGUCCAAAUUCCCGUUGGAAUUGCUGGACCUUUGUUGCUAGACGGCAAGGAAUACUCGGUUCCCAUGGCUACCACUGAAGGGUGCUUGGUAGCCAGCACCAAUAGGGGUUGCAAGGCCAUUCACUUAUCUGGUGGAGCCACAAGUGUCCUGUUGAGAGAUGGGAUGACCAGAGCGCCGGUCGUUAGGUUUGGGACAGCAAAAAGAGCGGCCCAGUUGAAGUUGUACUUGGAGGAUCCUGCCAAUUUUGAGACCCUGUCCACUUCGUUUAACAAAUCCAGCAGAUUUGGCAGGCUUCAAAGCAUCAAAUGCGCUAUUGCCGGAAAGAACCUAUACAUGAGAUUCUGUUGCAGCACUGGUGACGCUAUGGGUAUGAACAUGGUCUCUAAAGGUGUCCAGAAUGUAUUGAAUUUCCUCCAGAAUGAUUUCCCUGACAUGGAUGUUAUUGGCCUUUCUGGUAACUUCUGCUCGGAUAAGAAGCCUGCAGCUGUGAACUGGAUUGAAGGAAGGGGCAAGUCAGUGGUGUGCGAGGCCAUAAUCAAGGGAGAUGUGGUGAAGAAGGUGUUGAAGACGAAUGUGGAAGCCUUGGUGGAGCUUAACAUGCUCAAGAACCUCACUGGUUCAGCCAUGGCUGGAGCUUUAGGAGGGUUCAAUGCUCAUGCCAGUAACAUAGUGACUGCAAUUUACAUAGCAACCGGCCAAGAUCCAGCACAGAACGUAGAGAGUUCUAACUGCAUCACCAUGAUGGAAGCUGUUAAUGAUGGACAGGAUCUUCAUGUCUCUGUGACUAUGCCUUCUAUCGAGGUUGGUACUGUUGGAGGAGGUACUCAGCUUGCAUCUCAAUCAGCAUGCCUGAACCUGCUUGGGGUGAAGGGAGCAAGCAAAGAGACGCCAGGAGCUAACUCCAGAGUUCUAGCCUCAAUAGUUGCUGGUUCUGUUCUUGCUGCAGAGCUAUCUCUCAUGUCUGCAAUUGCUGCUGGACAACUAGUGAACAGCCACAUGAAAUACAACAGAGCCAACAAAGAAGCUGCUGUUUCCAAGCCUUCUUCCUAAGAAAAUCAAAAUUUCUAAUUAUUGGACUUCUGUAUACUCUUUUUCUUGUCAUUUUGAUUUUUUCUAAAAUCCCUGUAGGAAAUAUUCUACAAUUUGUGUAAAAUUAAUCAUAAAGUUUGGUACCAUUUUAUCCCCAA
Messenger RNA from Hevea brasiliensis (rubber tree), 2025 nucleotides. RefSeq names its product 3-hydroxy-3-methylglutaryl-coenzyme A reductase 1. The coding region runs from base 68 to 1888 and encodes 606 amino acids. The record is from RefSeq and is a predicted model, not a curated record. Gene Ontology annotation, molecular function: hydroxymethylglutaryl-CoA reductase (NADPH) activity; protein binding. Gene Ontology annotation, biological process: coenzyme A metabolic process; isoprenoid biosynthetic process; sterol biosynthetic process. The transcript has 3 exons. NCBI's taxonomy places the organism in Eukaryota, Viridiplantae, Streptophyta, Magnoliopsida, Malpighiales, Euphorbiaceae. Gene Ontology annotation, cellular component: peroxisomal membrane; endoplasmic reticulum membrane.